AUCAUAUCGAUAAUGCUGUUGAUGGAAUGGAUACCUGUUUUUGUUUUCGUAUUGCAAUCCCGGUUCGUAUAAAAGAAACUUAUCGCUUACUGGGAGAACUCAGUACCUGUAGAUUUCAGAGCAUGUGUGCAAUAGUUUACAGUGCCGGAAUGGCAGUACGUUUGCUUUCCAGGUUCAUUCUCCUAAUUGAAGUUUUGACAACUUUUUCAGCCCCUCGUGAAGGUUAUGGUCCGGGAUGGCAAGAUUGGGGCUACGUGGAGGUUCGAAAAGGAGCACAUAUGUUCUGGUGGUUGUACUACACAACGGCAGAGGUAGAACAGUUCACCGAUAGACCAUUGCUAAUUUGGCUACAAGGCGGUCCCGGCGCGUCGUCGAUGUAUGGCAAUUUCGAAGAACUAGGUCCGUUGACACUAGAAGGAGAAGAGCGAAACCAUACUUGGGUGAAAAACUAUAACGUCCUGUUUAUCGACAACCCCGUCGGAACUGGAUUCAGCUAUGUGGAAGAUUCAUCACUCUUGACCAAAGACAACGCAGAGAUUGCCGAUGACUUGCUCACGUUCAUCAAAGAGUUCUACAGACUCAACCCGGAGUUCAUGACCACUCCACUGCACAUCUAUGCCGAAAGUUACGGUGGUAAAAUGGCACCUGAAUUUGCCUACGUUCUGGACAAGGCGAUAAAAAAUGGAGAAAUCGAUAUUAAAUUGGAGUCGGUGGGAAUAGUGGCACCCUGGGUUUCGCCAAUCGAUUCCGUGCUCUCGUGGGCCGAAUUUUUGCUCAACAUGGGUUUCGUUGACACCAAGGGAUACCGACAAAUUCAAGCAGCCGCUAUCGAGACCGAACACGUUCUUAACGAAGGACGGUAUGCGGAGGCCACCUCGCAGUGGGGGCGAACUGAAGCCGUUAUCGUGAACGAGACGUUAGGGAUUGAUUUUUAUAAUGUUCUCUUCACGCAAGACUUCCAAUCUGCAAGGUCGAGGUUGGCGAUGUUUGCUAAGGAUAUGAAACAGGCAACUCUGGAAAGUGCUAUCCGGCUCGCAUCAGAAGAUCGUGAUCAAAUGCUGCAAGAUCUAAUGAGAGGUCCGGUUGCUACAACGUUACAACUUCCAGCGGAGUCAGUGUAUAACGCACAGGGUGGAUGGGUCUUUCAGAGUAUGACUGGAGAUUUCAUGAAACCGGCAAUUCACAUCAUUGAGCUUCUACUGAAUAACACCAGUUUGGACGUGAUUGUGAUCACCGGUCAGUUGGAUUUGAUUGUUGCCACUCCGGGUAAUGUCGUAUGGCUUGAAAAGGUUCAGUGGGAAGGCCGUAAUCAGUACCUGCAAGCUCCAAGGGAUGGAGUUGGUCCACAUGGUAUGUUAGAAGGCUAUCAGAAGAGCUACAGAAGGUUGUACAUGUACUGGGCACUGCGCGCUGGUCACAUGGUACCAGCAGAUAAUCCAGUACUAAUGAAUUAUAUUUUGCAGAAGCAUGCGGGUUUUCCUUAGUAUUUUUAAUCAACGUUAAAUGUAACUUGUAGUAA
Messenger RNA from Wyeomyia smithii (pitcher-plant mosquito), 1519 nucleotides. RefSeq names its product retinoid-inducible serine carboxypeptidase-like. Gene Ontology annotation, biological process: proteolysis. The transcript has 4 exons. The coding region runs from base 27 to 1484 and encodes 485 amino acids. Lineage: Eukaryota; Metazoa; Arthropoda; Insecta; Diptera; Culicidae. Gene Ontology annotation, molecular function: serine-type carboxypeptidase activity. The record is from RefSeq and is a predicted model, not a curated record.